Messenger RNA from Sorghum bicolor (sorghum), 702 nucleotides. RefSeq lists its product as uncharacterized. NCBI's taxonomy places the organism in Eukaryota, Viridiplantae, Streptophyta, Magnoliopsida, Poales, Poaceae. The record is from RefSeq and is a predicted model, not a curated record. Bases 1 to 702 code for a protein of 233 amino acids. The transcript has a single exon.
AUGGCGUGCUUCAACAGCUCCAUCCGCGUAAUGAUACUGGUUUUCAUCAACACGGUGGUCAUCGGCGGCACUGCCUCCAUCAUCUACACGUUCGAGCGGGGCAUAAAGGCACCCCAGGUCAUCCUCAUGUUCUUUGGCUUAUUCAACGCCACCAUCUACCCCAUCUUCUGCCUCACGCUCUUCCCGUGGUCCAGUCUAGGGCGUUGCCUGUGUCGCGUCGGUGUGCUGCUCUGCCUGCCGUGGGGCCGCAUGCGCCGGGCCUGGAGCGCCGCCGCCGCCGGCGACCACGACGGCGGCGAUAGUGGCUUUGGUUUGCCGGAGAUUGUGGUGCAGAGACAGGGCCAGCAGGUCAGGAACGUGUUUCCUAGGGAGGCGGCGCCACCGCUUCCCGGCGAAGUAGGACCUGGUAGAGCUGUCGUCGUUGCUGCCGGCGACGACGACAUACCUGCGUACGCGUACGAGCAGCAGGCCGGCGGCGGCGCGGUGCCGGAGUACGGCACGCCGUCGUCGGCAGAGUGCGCGGUGUGCCUAGGAGCGCUCGAGAAGGGGGAGAUGGUGAAGAGUCUGCCGGUGUGCUUGCACGUGUUCCACCAGCACUGCGUCGACCAGUGGCUGCACCACCGCCCGACGUGUCCGGUCUGCCGGUGCAACGUCUUCCCUUCACGUACUGCCGCCAUUGCCGGGCUAAGUAGUAUAGCAUGA